AUGGGUGGUGAGGUAACGUAUAAUGAAGUAGAAGAGGAAAAGGUGAGAAACGAGGAGGAGGAGGAGGAGGGGGAGAAAAUGGUAGUACGGAGGAAAUAUACGGCGGUGGUUGGAGGAGGGUUUCCUCCGACGACGAAUGUCGUCGUGGUGGGAUAUGCUCUUACAUCUAAGAAAACUAAAAGCUUUUUGCAACCCAAGCUUGAAGGUUUGGCUAGGAAUAAGGGAAUUCUGUUCGUUGCUAUUGACCCAAAUAAACCCCUUUCAGAUCAAGGACCCUUUGAUAUCGUGUUGCAUAAGUUAUCAGGAAAGGAAUGGCGACGCGUACUUGAGGAUUAUAGGAAAAACCAUCCUGAAGUCACAGUUCUUGAUCCUCCAGAUGCCAUACAGCACGUGCAUAAUCGCCAGUCUAUGCUUCAGGAUGUUGCUGACCUGAACCUGUCAAAUGCCUACGGAAAAGUCGGUGUCCCAAAACAAUUGAUAUUCAAGAAAGAACCAUCAUCAAUACCUGACGCAGUCAACAAGGCUGGGCUGAGGUUACCCAUUGUGGCAAAGCCCUUGUUUGCAGAGUCGCAUGAGUUAUCUCUAGCAUAUGAUGAAAUCUCCCUUCAGAAUUUGGAACCUCCACUUGUCUUGCAGGAAUUUAUAAAUCAUGGAGGUGUACUGUUCAAGGUUUAUAUUGUUGGGGAAGCAAUUAAGGUGGUCAGGCGUUUCUCCUUACCUGAUGUUAGUAAGCGUGAACUCUCUAAGAAUGCUGGUAUAUACCGCUUUCCCAGAGUAUCUUGUGCUGCUGCUUCAGCCGAUGAAGCAGACUUAGAUCCAUGUGUCGGUGAACUCCCUCCGCGACCAUUACUUGAGAAACUGGCGAAGGAACUACGUCGACGACUGGGCCUUCGGCUGUUCAACCUCGAUAUAAUUCGAGAGCAUGGAACUCUAGACCGUUAUUAUGUCAUAGACAUCAACUAUUUUCCUGGAUAUGGUAAAAUGCCAGAAUAUGAGCACAUUUUUACAGAUUUUCUUUUGAGUCUCGUACAAAGAAAAUAG
Messenger RNA from Fraxinus pennsylvanica, 1041 nucleotides. The record is from the annotation of a GenBank genome assembly. Lineage: Eukaryota; Viridiplantae; Streptophyta; Magnoliopsida; Lamiales; Oleaceae.